This is a messenger RNA of Daucus carota subsp. sativus, 2796 nucleotides long. RefSeq names its product receptor protein kinase-like protein ZAR1. The record is from RefSeq and is a predicted model, not a curated record. Lineage: Eukaryota; Viridiplantae; Streptophyta; Magnoliopsida; Apiales; Apiaceae. The transcript has 2 exons. Gene Ontology annotation, biological process: protein phosphorylation. Gene Ontology annotation, molecular function: protein binding; protein kinase activity; ATP binding. Bases 237 to 2372 code for a protein of 711 amino acids.
CCAAGUUCCAAUGUAAAGUGUAAACCAUCUUUACUCUUUCCACACUUUGCUGUCUUGUCUUCCUCUUGCUACUAGUAUUAAUUCUUUCACAAUUUCUCCAUCCUAAACACUCCAUAUCUUGAUCUUGCAUUUGUAGAUCACUUGCUUUUUUCUUGCUCAGAAAGGUUAGAUUUUUCUUAGCCCUCCUAUAUUUACUAUUCACAACGGUCAUAUUUCUUGCUCUCUCUUUUCUAAAGAUGCUAGCUUUGUUUUUGUUCAUUUUACUUGUUUUCAACUCACAAAACCCAGUGUAUUGUAUGAAUGAUGAAGGGUAUGCACUUUUAUCAUUUAAGCAGUCCAUUAGUGAAGACCCAGAAGGGUCACUUACAAACUGGAACACUUCUGAUGAAACCCCUUGUUCUUGGAGUGGUGUUACAUGUAAAGACCAACAGGUUGUAUCUUUAAGUAUUCCAAAGAAGAAACUUAAGGGCUUUCUUUCAUCUUCUCUGGGCUCUCUUUCCCAGCUCAGGCAUGUUAAUUUGAGGAAUAAUAAGUUGUUUGGGAGCUUACCUUUUCAGCUUUUUAGAGCCCAGGGGCUUCAAAGUCUGGUGCUUUAUGGAAAUUCUUUAUCUGGGUCUAUACCAUUUGAUAUUGGGAAGCUUAGUUACCUCCAGACUUUAGAUUUGUCACAUAAUUUUUUUAAUGGGUCAUUACCAGCUUCACUAGUUAAGUGCAAGAGACUGAAAACUCUUGUUCUCAGUCAAAACAACUUUAGUGGCCCUUUGCCUGAUGGGUUUGGGACUAGUUUAGCUGCUCUUGAAAAACUCGAUAUUUCUAUUAAUAGGUUUAGUGGUAAUGUUCCUAGAGAUUUAGGAAAUCUGACGAAAUUGCAAGGAACUGCUGAUCUUUCUCGUAAUUUGUUCAGUGGAUCAAUCCCAGCUAGUCUUGGCAACCUUCCUGAGAAGGUUUACAUAGAUCUUACUUAUAACAAUCUUACUGGUCCAAUACCGCAAACUGGUGCUCUAAUUAAUAGAGGGCCUACUGCUUUCAUUGGAAAUCCUGGGCUUUGUGGACCUCCACUGAAAAAUCAGUGUGAUACAAGUGCAAGUCCACCUUCGUCUAUUCCAUAUUUGCCAAGUGACUUUCCACCACAAUAUGGUGGCAAUGCUGCUGGAAGGGGUGCAAAAAGAAGAGGUCUGAGUAAAGGAUCUAUAAUUGCUAUUGUUGUGAGUGAUGUUAUCGGAAUUUGUCUUGUUGGUUUAUUGUUGUCCUACUGUUAUUCAAAGGUCUGUGGCAUGAGAAAAGGUGAUAAUGGUUAUGGUUCUGAUAAGAAAUGGAAGGGAAAGAGGGAAUGUUUGUGCUUCCGGAAUGAUGAGUCAGAGACCUUAUCAGAAAAUACGGAGCAAUAUGAUCUUGUACCACUAGAUACGCAGUUAGGGUUUGACUUGGAAGAGCUUCUCAAGGCCUCCGCAUUUGUGCUAGGGAAGAGUGGGAUUGGAAUUGUUUAUAAAGUUGUGCUUGAAGAUGGGAGAACCCUUGCUGUAAGAAGGUUAGGCGAAGGAGGCUCUCAAAGGUUUAAGGAAUUUCAAACAGAAGUAAAAGCAAUUGGGAAGCUUCGGCAUUCUAAUAUUGUAAUGCUUAGAGCCUACUAUUGGUCUGUCGACGAGAAGCUGCUCAUAUAUGAUUACAUUCAAAAUGGUAACCUUGCCACAGCAAUUGAUGCUAAGCCAGGACAGGUUUCUUAUACACCUCUCUCGUGGUCUGCUCGAUUGAAAAUAAUGAAAGGAGUUGCCAAAGGAUUGGUGUAUCUGCAUGAAUACAGCCCUAAAAAGUAUGUACAUGGAGACCUGAAGCCGUCUAACAUACUGCUUGGACAGAACAUGGAAGCCCUUAUUUCUGACUUUGGGCUCGGACGGCUUGCUAAUAUAGCUGGGGGAACCCCUACUCUGGAAUCCGAUCGAAUGCCUUUUGAGAAAAUUCAGAAAAAGCAGCAAGACAGUGCACCUCUAGAAGUCAUCAAAGUAAACUCUCCUGUGAAUAUCGAUUCAUGUUAUCAAGCUCCUGAGGCCUUGAAAAUGAUCAAGCCAUCACAGAAGUGGGAUGUUUAUUCAUUUGGGGUUAUCCUACUAGAAAUGAUUACGGGAAGACCACCUAUCGUUCAAGUGGACACCACCACAAUAGAUAUUGUUCAUUGGAUUAGGCUUUGCAUCGAGGAGAAGACCCCGUUUUUAGAAGUUUUAGAUCCAUAUUUAACGCAAGAUGGCGAUAGAGAAGAAGAAAUAAUCGCCGUUCUGAAAAUUGCAAUGGCAUGCAUCCAAAGCAGCCCCGAGAGAAGACCGGCAAUGAGGCACGUCUCCGAUGCAUUGGAAAGAAUAGGUGUUCCAUCUGAAUAAUUGCCUUGGAAAGUAAAGCUGUUUCAUCUGAAUGAACCUUUUUUACACGGCAUGAGAAACAGAUUCAAAUCGAUGAAUCAAGCGUAGGCACCACUAUCUGGCACUAGGAGUCAAUUGAUGACAGAAUUGUAGUACUGAAAGAAGUGUAGAUGAUGGACUUGUGUAGUGAAAAGAUGAUUGUAAUUUGUAGCAUGGAGACAAAAGGGAACAGAGGUUUCGUGAGCUUGUUAGAAGAUGUUGCAGGAGUCUUCUGAGUAUGCUUUUCAUGAGUUUGUUUUACUGUAAAAAUUGUAUUCAUAUUGCUCUUCUCCCAGGCGUUUUUGUGUGCACGUUGUAUCAAUUGUUUAUUGUGCUUCUGUAACAAACAUUUUAGUUCAUGGAAACUUGAAAUAAGAAGAUAAAUGUGAAAAACAUUUAUAUAGUA